AUGAAUUUACUGUUUAUUAUCAUCGAUGUUAUUGAGAUAAUCAUCUCUGUUGAUCGUUGUCGACGAAGGGCCGUGUACCACCCCGCAGUUGCGCAUCACGGUCGUGCGCGGGCAGAGGUUCGCUUGCGAGCGGUGGUGGCACCACGGGCAUCUCGCACCGCCUGUGAACGUGGUGAAUGCGGAAGGAUGAUGGCCGCAGAUGGCGGCAGCCGCAGCUCCCGUGAAAAGAGGGCAGCGGCCGCGCCAAGGCUGCGGCCAAGCGUGGGCAGGAACCGCGGUAGUCGCGCGCAGUGGCAGCGGUCGUGCAUGGGCAUAGGUGGCACAGGCAGUGCCGUAGCAUGGCAACCGCGCACCGGCGGCGACCGCGCGUGGGUAGGCCGUGCACAGGCGAUAGUCAAGCGCGGGCACGAACCGUCGCAGCGGUCGCUCAUGGGCAGAGGCAGCCCCCCCGCGGCGGCAGCGACCGUGCGCUGGCAACAGCCACGGCCAACCGUGCGCACCGUCUGCAGCAUGAUUACAGAUUUUAUGCUAACAUUUUUGGCCCACUUGCCGAUCGAUGAGGAACCUUCUUGGGACGUCGAAAGCGUCGACGAGGACGGGGAUUUCGGUGGCAUCCCGGCGUCGACGGACGCGGUGAAGGAGCUGGCGGUGGUGAAGUACGAGCGUGGCGGAGAUGUCAGAGAGGAGAGUUGCAUCAUCUGCUUCGAGGAGUUCGACGAGGGUAUGGAGGUGACGCGGAUGCCAUGCAAGCACGCCUUCCAUGGCGGCUGUCUCACUCGAUGGUUGGAGAGCAGCCAUGUGUGUCCUCUCUGCAGACACGCCAUACCUACUUCUACUGAUCCCUGA
This is a messenger RNA of Musa acuminata AAA Group (dessert banana), 846 nucleotides long. RefSeq lists its product as uncharacterized. Gene Ontology annotation, biological process: protein ubiquitination. The record is from RefSeq and is a predicted model, not a curated record. Bases 1 to 846 code for a protein of 281 amino acids. Lineage: Eukaryota; Viridiplantae; Streptophyta; Magnoliopsida; Zingiberales; Musaceae. Gene Ontology annotation, molecular function: zinc ion binding; ubiquitin protein ligase activity. The transcript is spliced from 2 exons. Gene Ontology annotation, cellular component: cytoplasm.